GACAAACUAACAAAUAUGGCCUCAAGACAGUCAAAAGACUCACCUGAGAAUCAAGAGCGAUGUUUAGUAAAAGUUCCCGUACAGCUGACAGAUUUAUCCAUCUUUGACAACACCUACGCUUACAUGAAGGAAAGGUUCACCGAGGAAAUGAGACGCAUUGAACAGCAGAUGAAUAAAUUCAGCACGGAUCUGACAAAGUUUUAUAGUCAGGCUACCACGGUCCACACAAAUCUUGUGCAGCAGAAUGACAAAAUGUUCACCAACUGGGAUAUGCUUACUAAUUCCCCCCUCGUACAGGGGGAGGGGGAGGAUAAGAAGUUGAAGCUACAGUUCGAUGUCAGCCAAUUUGAUCCGACAGAGAUAACUGUAAAAGUGACAGACGAUAUGCUAGUCGUCUCAGCGAACCAUGAGGAGAAGACCAGUGAUUCCAUGGUCUACCGAGGGUAUAACAGGGAGUUCAAGCUGCCUCCGGGAACAGACCCUGGGCAGGUGGUGUCCUCACUGUCUCGAGACGGGGUCCUCACGGUACAGGCACCACUACCGUACAUAUUGCCGGCCCAAGACAGCGUAGAUUGAAAGCUGAUUAUACAUACCUAUAAUAGAACAAUAUACUGGGUAAAUUUUUAUA
Messenger RNA from Spodoptera frugiperda (fall armyworm), 628 nucleotides. Its product is annotated as protein lethal(2)essential for life-like. Gene Ontology annotation, biological process: protein refolding; response to heat. The record is from RefSeq and is a predicted model, not a curated record. The coding region runs from base 16 to 576 and encodes 186 amino acids. The transcript has 3 exons. NCBI's taxonomy places the organism in Eukaryota, Metazoa, Arthropoda, Insecta, Lepidoptera, Noctuidae. Gene Ontology annotation, molecular function: protein folding chaperone.